AUGGAUCGUUUCCUCCUGCGUUCACCAGCUCGUCACCCCAAUGGCAAACCCAAACCACCUGGCUCUUAUUCAUCGAUCCGUCCUCCCUCUGUCUCAUUCCCAGAGUCUCAAACCUACGAACGAGAGCUCACUGUCCUCAAUUUUGUCUACCAAAUCGUCCAACUCUACCGAGUUUACCUUUUCAUCCUAUUCUUCCGUUUCUACCCCAACAAUCAAAUCUAUAUCUCUUACCAAAGCCCUACAUCCAAACCAUCUGUUUCACUUACACUCUGUGAUACCAUGUCCGAAGAACAUACUAGUAGUCAUCUCGAUCUUCAAACCGGUACCCCUGAUCCUUCUCAAAUUUCGGCAGCCAAAAUUUACGAAGCAAUCCUCAACCAAGACCACCCAAUCAAGUUAGCCAGUGACUCGGUUGUCAACUCAUCUCCUGGACAGCAGAAGAAGAAACGAAAUCGCCCCAAGAAGACCGGCAAGAAGUUUAAGAUUCCGAUACCCGCUACCGGAGAACUCAAGACGUUCAUUGAUCACGGGUCCACCUGCGAUGCCGAAGGCUAUCCAAUCUACCCCAACGGCGAAACUGUGUUUGUUCGCGAGCCUACCGAUCAAAUAACGAACUUUGGCCACAUUGCCUACCCCCACACUCAAAAGACCCAUGGCGCGAAGGACGGUCCUUGGAAGACGAUUUGGUUCAAAUGCCUUGGGGUCUUACAUUGCGAGGACGACUUCUGUGAAUAUGCGGCUCCACCACCAACGGCUGAAGGCAAAGCCGCAUAA
Molecule: messenger RNA, 774 nt
Organism: Melampsora larici-populina 98AG31
Lineage: Eukaryota; Fungi; Basidiomycota; Pucciniomycetes; Pucciniales; Melampsoraceae
Exons: 1
Coding region: 1-774 (257 amino acids)
Source: RefSeq, a predicted model, not a curated record